Trichosurus vulpecula (common brushtail) is the source of this 2431-nucleotide messenger RNA. RefSeq names its product kelch domain containing 4 (gene KLHDC4). The transcript has 12 exons. The record is from RefSeq and is a predicted model, not a curated record. NCBI's taxonomy places the organism in Eukaryota, Metazoa, Chordata, Mammalia, Diprotodontia, Phalangeridae. Gene Ontology annotation, molecular function: protein binding. The coding region runs from base 175 to 1914 and encodes 579 amino acids.
GGGUAAUGGGAAGUGACGCAAUCUUUGUGUUGUCAUGUGAGUUUCACGGUCUCCCUUCCUGGCGGGCCCGCGUGGAGCUAGGGAGGCUGGGGGAGGGGGCUGCGGAGGGGGCGUGGCGCCGGCAUUUCACACUCGCCUUCACUGUCACGCGCGGCCGCUGGCCAGGACAGAAAGAUGGGCAAGAAGAACAAGAAAGAGAAGAAGGUGAAGGGGGCCGAGAAGACCGCCGCCAAGAUGGAGAGAAAAGUGUCCAAGCGCUCCCGGAAAGAGGAGGAGGACCUGGAAGCUCUGAUAGCACAAUUUCAGACCUUGGAUGCCAAAAAGACCCAGAUCAUAGAGGCACCAUGCUCUCCACCUUCACCGAGGUUAAAUGCUUCCCUGUCUCCUCAUCCUGAGAAAGAUGAAUUAAUCCUUUUUGGAGGUGAAUAUUUCAAUGGCCAAAAAACUUUUUUAUACAAUGAACUCUACUUCUACAAUAUUAGAAAGAACACGUGGACAAAAGUUGAAAUCCCCAAUCCACCUCCCAGGCGCUGUGCUCAUCAGGCAGCCGUGGUCCCUCAGGGAGGCGGACAGCUGUGGGUGUUUGGAGGAGAGUUUGCUUCUCCUGAUGGAGAACAGUUCUACCACUAUAAAGAUCUCUGGGUUCUGCAUUUGGCCACCAGGACUUGGGAACAAAUCAAGGCAACAGGGGGGCCUUCAGGCAGGAGUGGGCAUCGAAUGGUGCCUUGGAAGAGACAAUUAAUCAUCUUUGGUGGAUUCCACGAGAGUACAAGGGAUUACAUCUAUUACAAUGAUGUGUAUGCCUUUAGCCUGGAUACAUACACAUGGAGGAAACUCUCUCCAUCAGGGACAGGUCCCACGCCGAGAUCUGGCUGUCAGAUGUCCGUCUCCUCAGAGGGCGCCCUCAUCAUCUACGGCGGCUACUCCAAACAGAGAGUGAAGAAGGAUGUUGACAGGGGCACUCUACAUUCAGACAUGUUCCUGCUGAAAUGUGAAGAAUGCAAGGAAGAAGACAAGUGGAUGUGGACUCGGGUCAACCCCUCUGGAGUAAAGCCCACUCCCAGGUCUGGUUUCUCAGUGGCCAUGGCUCCCAAUGGGCGGACGCUGCUUUUUGGGGGCGUUUGUGAUGAAGAGGAGGAGGAGAGCAUUGAGGGGGACUUCUUCAAUGACCUGUACUUCUAUGACAUCGCCAAGAACCGCUGGUUUGCAGGACAGCUGAAGGGCCCUAAGGCAGAGAAGAGGAAACGCAGGCGAGGCAGAAAACCAGUGCCUGAGAGUGUCGAGAAUGAGGAGAGGGAAGAGACCAACCCCCAGGAGCCACAGGAGGAGGUCAAAGAGGUGGUGGCCGAGGAUGGAACUGUUAUGACGAUCAAACAAGUGAUCCCUGUCGCUGGGACAUCCACAGUGUCUGAGUCUGAAGAGGAAGACGCUUCUGAUGAGGCCAAUGGCCCUUUGGUAGAGCCCUGUGCUCGCUCGAAUGCCAUGCUGGCUGUGAAGCAAGGGAUGCUCUACGUCUAUGGGGGCAUGUUUGAAGCUGGGGACCGCCAGUUCACCCUCAAUGAUCUCUACUGCCUGGAUCUGCACAAGAUGGAAGAAUGGAAGGUCUUGGUAGAGAUGGAUCCCAAAACUCAAGAAUGGUUGGAGGAAAGUGACUCAGAAGAUGAAGUAGAAGGAGCAGAAGGGGGAGAGGAGGAAGAGGAAGAAGAGGAAACAGAGGAAGAAAGUGAAGAAGAUGAAGAAAGCAAUCAGCACCCUGCAGUUGAGCCUAAUGAAAAAUACAGUGACUAUUUGCCUCGGACUGAAGGGUAUUGGGUUAAGGUCGCUCGGAGCAACAUGGGGCCUGACGCAAAGGAGAAGAAAGUGAUCAGAGUAGCCCAUGCCAUGGCCAAGACUUUUUAUGGUGAUUCGGUUUAAGGAUAAAAUUGGUGUUUACUUCUCAGAAUGGGCAAAGUAGUUCAAAUCAUUAACGUUACUGAAAAUGUUACUUCUAAAUAAACUGAGCCCACGGCUAAGUGGCUUACAAGGUCUUUGUAAAACCUUGGGAAGACCAGCACCUCUGGGUCACUCAGCUGCUCUCGUCAUGUCCUCCUGGGGGCAGUUGGGAUCAGGGCAGUGCAUGGAGCAGACCUCCCAUUGGCCGAGAGUGUACGCAGAAACAUUUGGACUGAGCACUAGGGCCAGAUCUUGUACAUAAAGUGUUUGGAAGAAGGAUGAAUGAAGAGCUAAAGAGGUACAGGGAGGCUAUGAAUGGGAGUUCUCUUCAUAUGGAAACCAGAAGUUUGUCCUGGUAAACCAUUUUACUCUUUGGUUCUCUUAGAAACCCAAAGGUUUCAGCACAUUUAAUCUCUGAACCCUCAGGAAGCAGACCCAAGGCUGGUUGGACUCUAAUAAUUGUUUACAAAAUAAAGCGUUUUGUUUGGUUCACUCUGUA